AUAGAUCUGAGGAAGCGGGGGGCAAAAGAACACAAAGUAGUGACGCUGUAGAGAAGGAGAAUAUCACCACAGCAUUGCCAGGAGAGAGUACAGAUGGAGAUAAAACUGAAGAGGUCUCCAGAGCACAGCAGUGUACAACUCUACACAAUCAAGAUAUGGAUGGAACACCAGCAGCACCACUCAAACUGGACAAAGCAGAGGUGCAAGUGCUGCCCUCAAGCUCAGUCCCUCUCAAGAUCAUUCAUGUGCCGUUCAAACAUGUUUCCAUCAUACAGAACGCUGCUGGAGCUGGAACAGUCAACACAGAUGGUCAGCAGAGGCCUCAGACUCAGCGGGUUACAUUGCACCAGUGGGUCUCACAAAUCGCCAAUAAUACACUCUCACUCCCUACCUUGCCACCACUUCCUCCGGCCAAGUUGAAUCCAGGGUUCAGCGUGAAGCAAAGUGUGAAAAGGAAAAGCCAAGCUAAGCCUCCAGUAGACAGAUUCACUUGUGACAUUUGUGAUAAGCGCUUCCCCUAUCAGUCUAAGCUAAAAGAUCACCUGCGUAUCCAUACUGGGGAAAAGCCUUUUGUGUGCACGGCAUGUGGAAGGAGUUUCAGGACACAGGUAUUCCUGAACAAUCACCUGAGAACCCACAGCACGGCACGGCCUUACAACUGCAGCCAGUGCGGUAAGUGUUUCCUCAGAAUGCCCAGCUUGAGGAAACACUUGCUUGUCCACGGUGGCCAAAAGCCCUUCCACUGCAGCAUCUGCAACAAGGGUUUCACUCAGUCCACCUACUUCAAAAGGCACAUGGAGUGCCACACAAGCCAGAUGAGCUUCCCCUGCAAGCACUGCAGCAAAAGCUUCCCUACAGCGUUCAAGCUGGCCAACCAUGAGCGCUGGCACACAAGGGAUCGCCCCCACAUGUGCGAGCGAUGCGGAAAGCGUUUUCUUGUGCCCAGCAUGUUGAAGCGGCACAUGGGCUACCACAUCGGUGACUGUCAGUAUCUGUGUUCUCAAUGUGGAAAGACCUUUGUGUAUUUGUCGGACCUGAAGAGGCACCAGCAGGAUCACAUGCCUAAGACCAAGCUCCCUUGUCCCAUCUGCCAAAAGAAAUUCUCCAGUAAGUACUGCCUGAGGAUUCACCUAAGGAUCCAUACCAGAGAGAAACCCUAUAGAUGCUCCUUAUGCGACAAGUCCUUCACUCAGAUUGGGAAUUUGAAAGUGCACAUCAGACUACACACCAAUGAGCGUCCAUACAGCUGCGAUCUGUGUGGGAAAACCUACAAGCUGACCUCCCAUCUGAACGUCCACAAACGGACGCAUGCAAGCAAGAAGCCCUGGACAUGUGAAACUUGUGGAAAAGGAUUCAAUUUUCCUGGUCUGCUGAAAAAGCAUGAACAGUUGCACUUGAGGGAGACAGCUGGGUAUCCCAGUAAACAGCGUCAUAGGAGCAAUCACAAGAAGCACUCCCUCAAGAGGAAGUAUGAUGAUGAUGAUGAUGAUGGUAGUGAUGAUUAUUAAUUUUUUUCUUUUUUAAUUAAAGAGCUCAGGUGGACCCAAAGUUUGAUUGGGAGGUUGUUGGCCUUGCCCUGUGUAUGUACAAAUGACUUUAAAUCAGGAAUCAGAAGCCAUUUUUCCUGGAUGGGCCAUUUAAAUAGAUAGGAAAAGCCACAUGCAUUGGAAGUCUCAUUUUAUGUUCAAACUAGGUUUAUGACUGUGAGGAGACACUGGCAAUAGGAGUUAUCCAUACAACAUGAUGUCAUUUGUUGCAGAGGAAAUAUUGGUUUGCAAGAACCAGCACACACAGAUACAUUAUGGCUUGAUCAACAUGGUAGAAAUAUCAGGCAUAAAUUUGAAAGAUACUUUAUUGAUCCCCGUGGGGAAAUUAUGCUCUGCGUUUAACCCAUCCUAGCUGUGUAGCUAGGAGCAGUUGGCAGCCGCCGUGCAGCACCCGGGAACCAACUGUAGUUCUUCUUUCCAUUGCCUUGGUCAGGGGCACAGACAGGAGUAUUAACCCUAACAUGCAUGUCUUUUUGAUGGUGGGGGAAACCGGAGCAACUGGAGAAAACCCACCGCAGACACGGGGAGAACAUGCAAACGCCACACAGGACGACCUGGGAUGACCCCCAAGGUUGGACUACCCCAAGGUUCGAACCCAGGACUUUCUUGCUGUGAGGCGACAGUGCUAACCUGCCACCGUGCCACCCUAAAUUAAAUCUCUAAAUGAAAUAUGUAACAAUACAAGUGAUUACUGAUGAAUUUAUUUGCCAACCUAAGAUCUCUUGUUUACAAGAUACAAAACAUAGAAGCUGAAAGUCAUGUUUUAUAAAAAUGUCUUAGUAGCAAAAGGGCACUUUAGGAUGAGGCUUCUUCACAUUUGUUCUGGAGGAGUGAAUGUUAUACACCUUUAUUGUUUGUAUGGAAUUUGAGCAAAAAUUGAUUUUGAGUUGAUGGGACAUGGAAGUAGAUAAUAAGCUUUUCUACCUGUAAAUCAGACUCCAAACGUCUGAAUGAAUAUCCCCAAAACCCAUAUGGCUAAUUAGAUCAUAGAUUGAUCUUGUUUCCUUUUUUUUUCUCUUUUCUAUAGUAUUUAAUAGAAAGCCAAGACCCUCCCAUUCCCUUGAUUGGCAGGAAAAAAACAAACAGAUGUAGUAAGGUUACAGUUAUAGUAAGUUCAAAGGACAUCAUUGUCAAUUUACACCAAGUACUUCAAAGGGACUAUAUGUAGAUAUGUUUAUAGUGUCUCCCCUGUAUUUAUGGUGUUUUGUCUUGUUUCUGCAUCCUCUCCACUGGUGUUUCCAGAUUUGGUUCUUAUGGAGGCUGAGGUGCCAAAAUAAUUUUACACGUAUACUUAAUUCUAAU
This is a messenger RNA of Lampris incognitus (smalleye Pacific opah), 2849 nucleotides long. RefSeq names its product zinc finger protein OZF-like. The coding region runs from base 156 to 1508 and encodes 450 amino acids. The transcript has a single exon. Lineage: Eukaryota; Metazoa; Chordata; Actinopteri; Lampriformes; Lampridae. The record is from RefSeq and is a predicted model, not a curated record.